UGAUUUUCAGUUGAAAUCGGAAUUCUGGAUGCCCGGGAAGUGUUCUAUCCCAGACAGGCGCCGCCUCGGAAGGCCCUCCCGCCCAGCAACGUUGUGAAUUCGCAGCAAGCAUCGCAAUGGCGGCCGCCAAGCAGGACGAAGGAGAAAAGCUACGUUUGGCCGAAGAAGGAGAGGAGGAAAUGGAGUCGGAGGAGGGAGGACAGCAGAGGCAGCAGGGGGACGGCUCGUCGGAGGAAUCCGGGGAGUCUUCUAGUGAGGAGGAUGAUAAGGAGUGUGAGGUGGAGAUCCAGCGGCUGGAGGAGCAGCUGUCAAUCAAUGCCUUUGAUUACAACUGCCAUGUUGACCUCAUCAAACUGUUACGGCAGGAGGGGGAAUUGGAAAGGCUGCGACAUGCCCGUCAGAAGAUGAGUGAACUUUUCCCAUUAACUGAAGAGCUCUGGCUGGACUGGUUAAAGGAUGAGAUGAAGUUUGCAGAAUCAGAAACUUCAGGCCGAGAGACUGUUUAUGAAUUGUUUGAAAGAGCUGUCAAAGAUUAUAUUUGUCCGGAAAUUUGGCUUGAAUAUGCUCAGUACUCCAUUGGUGGAAUGGGUGAAAAAGGAGGCAUUGCCAAAGUCCGCUCUAUAUUCGAGAGGGCUUUAACAGCUGUUGGACUUCAUAUGACAAAAGGAUCUGCUGUAUGGGAUGCCUACAGGGAAUUUGAGAACGCAAUUCUUGGCUCCAUCCAGCCAAUGGCAGGUACCGUCCCUUCAUCAGAACAGCAGCAGCUGCUGAAUGACCAACUUGAUAGAAUGCGCACAUUAUUUAAACGACAGUUGGGUGUGCCGCUUCUAGAGAUGGAAGCAACAUAUGCAGAGUAUGUGGAUUGGUCAGAGGAACCCAUUGCAGAUUCUCUUAUAAACAAUUACAAGAAGGCCUUGGCACAAGUUAAGAAGUAUAAGCCAUAUGAAGAGGCAUUGCUGGCUGCUGAAACUCCGAAGUUAGCAGAAUACCAAGCUUACAUUGACUUUGAAAUGAAGGAAGGAGAUCCAGCUCGCAUCCAGCUUAUUUUUGAACGUGCCUUAGCUGAAAAUUGUUUGGUUCCAGAUCUUUGGGCAAAAUACGCUCUGUACCUUGACAGACAGCUUAAAGUGAAGGACCUGGUUCUUUCUACUCACGACCGGGCUACCAGGAACUGCCCAUGGACAGUGGGCCUUUGGAAGAAGUGUAUUCUCGCCAUGGAACGACAUUGUGUAGAUCACAGCACUAUAGUUGAAACGUUUGAAAAGGCUCUUAAUGCUGGCUUCAUCCAGGCCACAGAUUAUGUGGAGAUUUGGCAGUCAUACUUGGACUAUCUUCGAAGACGAGUAGACUUCACAAAAGAUUCCAGUAAAGAGCUUGAAGAACUCAGAGCUGCAUUUGCUCGUGCACUCGACUACUUGAAGCAAGAAGUUGAGGAAAGAUUUGGUGAAAGUGGAGAUCCAACUUGCAGCAUAAUGCAAAACUGGGCCAGGGUUGAGGCUGGACACUGCAACAACAUGCAAAAAGCUAGAGAACUGUGGGAUAACAUCAUGACCAAAGGAAAUUCAAAAUUUGCCAAUAUGUGGUUGGAGUACUACAACCUAGAGAGAGCUCAUGGAGAUAUUCAGCACUGCAGGAAAGCCUUGCAUAGGGCUGUCAUGUGCACGUCAGACUACCCUGAACAUGUGUGUGAGGUUCUUCUUCUUCUGGAGAGAAUAGAAGGGACAUUGGAGGACUGGGAUACAGCUGUUCAGAAAACGGAAAUGAGACUUACACGCGUCAGUGAGCAGCGUGCAAAGGCUGCCAAGAAGGAAGCAAUAGUAGCCAGGCAAGAAGAAGAGAAAGCAGAAAAUAGGAAAAAGUCACGAGCAGAGAAAAAAGCAAAGAAGGUGAAAAAGGCAAAACCAGGAGAUAAACGCAAAGCGGAGGAGGAGGAUGAAGAGGAUGAAGAAUGGGGGGAGGAGGCUGCAGAGCAGCCCAGCAAGAAACACAAAGGAGAAGAUGAGCUGGAAGACGAUGAGAACGAUGAGAUGGAGACUGAAAUUGGACUGUUUGGCCGGAGUACCACCUCUAGGGCUCAAACUUCAGCCAAGCCCAAGCCCAAGCCCAAGCCCUCUACCACAAAGGAGCCUCCAAAGAUUCCGCAUGAUACAAACAAGGACAAUAUAACUGUGUUUGUCAGCAAUCUGCCCUUUAAUAUGUCUGAUCCAGAUAAGCAGCUUAGGAAUGUCUUCUCUAGCUGUGGGGAGAUCACUGACGUCAGAGUUAUCUAUAACAACAAAGGCACCUUCCGUGGAUAUUGUUAUGUUCAGUUUACAGAUGAAAAAAGUGCUCUGGAUGCACUGAAAAUAGAUCGGCAGGAGAUGAAUGGAAGGCCGAUGUUUGUCUCCCCGUGUGUAGACAAGAGCAAGAAGCCAGACUUUAAGGUGUUCAAGUAUAGUACUGCUUUGGAGAAACACAAGUUGUUUGUUUCUGGGCUACCAUUUUCUUGCACCACGGAAGAAGUGGAAAAAGUCUUCAAAGAACAUGGCACUAUCAAACAGAUCCGGCUAGUGACCAAUCGCUCGGGGAAGCCAAAGGGACUUGCAUAUGUUGAAUAUGAAAAUGAGGCACAGGCCUCACAAGCUGUGAUGAAACUGGAUGGUACCAAGAUUAAGGACAACACAAUUCAAGUGGCAAUUAGCAAUCCUCCUAUGAGAAAACAUCCAGAAGCCCUAGAAACUGCACAGUUUAAUAGGCCUAUGAUGCCAAGACAAAUCUAUGGAGCAAGAGGAAAAGGAAGAACCCAAGUGUCCCUUUUACCCCGUUCCCUGCACCGUCAGAGUGCUCCAGCAGCCACAAAAACUGAAAAUGGCACCCCUCAAGCACAGUCGGGGUCUUUGCCAGGAGGUGAAGGGGAGCCUCAAAAAAUGUCAAAUGCAGACUUUGCCCGAUUGAUGCUUCGAAAGUAACCAGAAGACCAGAAUAUGCAUCAUGGGGAAAAUGUGAAGAGAAAUACUUUUUUGUUUUACGGUUUAUUUUAUUUUUUCUAGUUAAACUUUGACUUUCCUUUUUAUGUUUUAAUAGCACAGACUGCAGGCUUCCUCGUUUCCCUCAUAUUGAGGCAGGCAAGGCAAUGUAGAGGCAGCUAUAUUGGUCUGAUUUGGAUAUGUUUUUACACCUGUUUUUUGCUCGCAUAUUAUUGCGAAGACCACAGUGGAGCAAGCCCAAAAUGGGUAUUUUUAUAUGUAUUACUUUCCAUGUCAUGUGUUUUUUGUUUCCCCUCAGAAUUCACAAGUUUUUUUGUGUUGGACAAAACUGGAUUAAAAUAUUUGCCGUU
Rana temporaria (common frog) is the source of this 3316-nucleotide messenger RNA. RefSeq names its product spliceosome associated factor 3, U4/U6 recycling protein (gene SART3). Gene Ontology annotation, molecular function: RNA binding; protein binding. Gene Ontology annotation, biological process: RNA processing. Lineage: Eukaryota; Metazoa; Chordata; Amphibia; Anura; Ranidae. The transcript has 19 exons. Bases 117 to 2948 code for a protein of 943 amino acids. The record is from RefSeq and is a predicted model, not a curated record.